AUGCCUCCAACUGAAGAAGAUUUAGCGUGGUUCCGAUCAACAUUUCAUCCCGUACCCAAACCUCGGUUGCCCGAGGACUGUGUUGAAUACUAUCUAUUUGUCUUCAACUCUAACAUCGACACUGGUAACGAUUCGGAGAUCCGGUUACGACUGCGAGAAGUCCAAAAGUUUGCGGCAGGGCUACAGGAAGAAUGGUUGAAGAACUACAUCUGGCAGAGGCAAGGUUUUGGGCUGGAAAUGGUCUCAGAGGAUGGUGUGACACUGCUGCGAGGAAGAACCGAAUACGGUGAUUCGGUAGAGGAUGAAUGGGUCAUUGUCUGGCUUCUUCGCAGAUUGACAAGAAAGUUCGAGGAUCUCUGGGUCAAGGUCAACGACAGUGAUGGGGAGUUCUUAUUGAUCGAAGCUGCGGGGACUCUGCCUGAAUGGCUGGAGCCCGAAGUAGCUGAAAAUAGAGUGUGGAUUCAUCGUGGCAACCUGGCCAUCAUCAAGCCACAAAAGAUCAAGUCAAUGAGGCAAAAUGACGAGAAUAUAUCACUGCAAGAAGCUCGGAGAAUCGUUCUUGAAGACCCAAAACGUCUACUAAAAUCUACUAGCAUAGAGGAAGAGGCCUUCUACAGACUUAGGAAUUAUCCACAGCAGAUAGCAGAGAAUAUGCACAACGCAUUGGUGACAAUCCCCCGAAAGAUCGCGUUUCUGUUGCACCAGAAGCCAGCUUAUAUCUCAUCUGCGAUUGAGGCCUUCUACUUGCGGGAUCCAAUCGCUCUGAAACCCCUGCAGGCACAGGGUACAUCCUCCCUUACCUUCCAACCUGAGGAUCUGGUCACUGUUAGUGUCCGAUUUCCCCGAGUGGGCUUCGCUCAGUUGAGGAGUCAAGACUUUCAAGUGCCAGCAACAUGGCGUACAAGCCUACCUCCAAAAAGCGACGCGAAGGGGUACAGUCAAGCUGAGCUUGGUAUGAAACUCUCAUGUGGUUUUGAAAUGCUGUUAUCAGACCCUCAAAACCAAGAUCGAUCUGCUGUGCGCGAGAUGAAAAUGUUGCUCGAGGAUCUGGGAACUGGUGACGAAAAGUUACCAACAAGUCCAGAUAUUGCGCAAUGGCCGCGUCAAGAAGACGAUGAAAAGUGGCUUGACAUUAGCUUUGAAGAUCUUGAGGGUGAGCUAGGUGGGAAAGACAAGGCUCAAGGCAAGAAGAGAGGUGAUUUCGGUGAUAAAGCCGCCCAAGAGAAUCUACAACGAAUUGUGGCUCAGUUUGAACAAUUCUUGAAUGAUGACACAGCGGGACCUGAUGGAGCUGGUCUUUUUGACGAGGAUUCUGAUAAUACUGACGAAGUUGACUCCGACAACGAGAUGGAAAAUGAUGGCGAAGACAAGGAAGCCUCUUUUGACGAAGAACGAUUUGCGAAAAUGAUGCGAGAAAUGAUGGGUAUGCCAACGGAUAUGGAAGUGGGUGGGAGUGGUUCUACUCCGGAAAGGAGCAUUCCUGCUGGUGGAUCUGGUAGGAUUCAGGAGCUCGAUUCGGACGAUGAAGACGACAACGGAGACAUUCAGUUGGUGAUGCAGCGAAUAGAAGCAGAGUUGAACGAGUCCGGAGCACUGAACCUUGAUCCAACUCCAAGAAAGAUUGGAGCCACGAAACGGGCUAUGAGAAGUAAAGAUUCUACGAAGAGCAAGCAGCUCGAGCUCAGUGAUGAGUCUGAUGAUGCUGAUGAAGAGAACGACGUGGAUGUCAAUCUGGCCCGAAAUCUUCUUGAGAGCUUGAAAUCUCAAGGCGGUACCUCGGGACCUGGAGGUAAUCUGAUUGGCUUGAUGGGACUGAAAACGCCAAGAGAAGAGCAAGAUGAGCAGGAAUGA
Endocarpon pusillum Z07020 is the source of this 1851-nucleotide messenger RNA. RefSeq lists its product as uncharacterized. The transcript is spliced from 3 exons. Gene Ontology annotation, cellular component: nucleus. The record is from RefSeq and is a predicted model, not a curated record. Bases 1 to 1851 code for a protein of 616 amino acids. NCBI's taxonomy places the organism in Eukaryota, Fungi, Ascomycota, Eurotiomycetes, Verrucariales, Verrucariaceae.